GUCGGGCAAGUUCAUCCAACAAAUCGUUGAUGCAGGGUCAUCGCUGGUCAAUACGGCUGUGGACGCAGUUGAUGGUACUGGUCUGACCGGAGACGACCUGAAGAAUGCCUUCAACAAGGUCAAGGACAAAGGAAAGGCAGUUGAGUUUAUUGCCAAGACCACAAUCGACACCGUGGACAAGGCAACCGUUAUUCUCAUGAACUUCAAAGGCUUCAAAUUCAGCUCCGACUGUAAACCAAGGAAACCGAGCCUUUCAUUGUCAGGCCGUAAUCUCAAAGUCGGUUUUGGCGGCCUAGACUGCAAAGUGACGCUGGUGGGACAAACGAUCACCCUCUUCAACCACGACUUUGGUUCCAAAGACGUGACAUUCCCAGACCCACUGGAGGUUUUGCCGUGGCAAAUUAAGAGAGUUGCUGGGGCAAGCGCAGAGGCCAUUGAGCGAUUGAUGGUAAUGAUCCAUGACCUUUUGAACACAGCUGGCUGUAACAGAGCCGACACAUUCCACUGCAUGGCCCAGCGCGUGGCCAGCUAUGUCAUGCAGUUUCAGCCCCCGCUGAACUGGCUGCCGCAGCAAGUGAAGAGUGUUGCAGGCGCAAGCCAAGAGGCCGUGACUCGUUUGUUCUCGUUCAUCCACGAUCUCUUGAACAACCCCGCUUGUAACAGAGGUGACACCUUCCACUGCAUUGCCCAGCGCGUGGCCACCUACGUCAUGCAGUUUCAGCCCCCUCUGAACUGGCUGCCGCAGCAAGUGAAGAGUGUGGCAGGCGCAAGCCAAGAGGCCGUGAAUCGCUUGUUCUCCCUGAUCCACGUGAUGCAGUUUGAGCCUCCCGUGAACUUCAUGCCGGAGCCUGUGCAGAUGCUGGCACGCGCCCAGGUCAACCAAUGGAAGAGUAUGCUGACCCUCGGGGACGAGAUGAUGAACUGCAAAAACACGCAGCAGGGACAAGAGCUCAUCGAAUGCCUUGGCUUCAAGAUCUUGGAGAGAACUGCCCCGCUAAGCUUCCUCAACCAGAUGGACCAAGUGCUGACGGAGACCAUCGAGGUCUUUGCGAAGAUGGCAUCUCUGAUGAUUGAGAAGCUUUUCAAGGGGCAAGAAUCCUUGAUUCAAGUGGCGGCCACGAGCAAGUUCCCAGCGGCCGGCGAAGCGCCAGUGGUGCAUCACACAGGCAAGAACCUGGUCAUCAAGACGCAUUCGCAACGGCCGAGCGCCAACCUGCUCCAGGUUACAGCUUCCGGUCGAGGCGGUGCUGAAGACGGUGGCCCU
This is a messenger RNA of Symbiodinium pilosum, 1264 nucleotides long. Lineage: Eukaryota; Dinophyceae; Suessiales; Symbiodiniaceae. The record is from the annotation of a GenBank genome assembly.